AUAUAUGUACAUGUUAUCUAUGUACAUGUUAUAGAACCCCAAACCCUUCAUAUCAGCUAGAAAGAGUGGUAAAAGAGAGACAUGUACAGAGCAGCCAGCCAUAUAAUAAGGUACAUAUUCUGUAAACUUUACCCUUUAGCGAGCACCUACAACUUUAUAGGACUCGACUGAGACUAAGAUAUCUCGGAUUAAAACUUUAUGUGUGUAUUUGCAAAAGUAAAAAAAGAAAGAAAAAAAGGAGCUACAGCGUUCGAGGAUGUUUUUUGAAGUUUUUCGGAAGUUAUAGGGAGUAAGUUUCUGAAAGAGUAAGUGUAGAGAUUUUAGAGAGAGAGAGAAAAAAAAAAAGACUGAAGAUUACACAGCGAGGGCAAGGUUUAGGAACUAUGAUGAAUGUACUGUGAAAUUUAUAUAUUUCUCUCAGUUUGGAUUUCAUCGUCGACUACAUCAAGAUGAAGUGUAAUCAAGGCAUGAUCUGUUGGUGUUUCCUCCUCCUCUUCGUCCGGCCUGCAUACUCUACAGACGCAUCUGUUGGUCUCGGCUGGAACUGGGAAAUGUGGUGGACGUAUGAUGGAAUAUCAGGCCCGGAGUUCUGGGGCGUGAUCAACCCGGCGUGGGCGAUGUGUUCGGAAGGGCGCCGCCAGUCCCCCAUCAACCUGGACCCCCGCACCCUCCUGCACGACCCCAACCUGACCCCAAUCACUCUCGACAAGACGGAGGUCAAAGGUCAACUAGUGAACACAGGUCACAGCCUCGAGUGGCGAGUCAUCACUUCGUCCGCCCUGCCGUUGAACCUGUCCGGUGGGCCUCUCUCUUAUACGUACUCCAUUAGCCACCUCAGGAUGCACUUUGGGGAGCGUGAUCUCCAGGGUUCAGAACAUACUAUUGCCAACUAUGCUUUUCCCGCCGAGUUACAGAUCUACGGUUACAAUGCACAGCUCUACAGAAACUUCAGCCAGGCAGCCUCCCAGGUCUACGGCGUGGUGGCUAUUGCUGUGCUGGUGCAGCUGGGUGACCGCACAACACCAGCUCUCGCCAAGAUGUUAGAAGCUCUGCCAAGUGUUAAGUUUGGAGGUUCUUCGUCAGCAGCCUACGAUCUUAUCAUAAGCGAGCUCCUGCCUUCCACUGAACAUUACUUAACCUACGACGGGUCCUUAACUGUACCUGGCUGCUACGAGACAGUGACAUGGAUUUUGCCCAACAAGCCUCUUUACAUCGCUUUCAGCCAGAUGAGAAACCUCCGGAGAUUAAAACAAGGUUCUUCCGACUUCCGGAGAAAUGCGCCGGUUGCUAACAACUUCCGGCCACUGCAGUCUGCCCACCACCGCACCAUCCGGACCAAUAUUGACUUCGGUUACUCGCAGGGGAAAAAAUGUUCUAUGGCUAGGCCUAAAUUGCAGUACCGUGCGAACGACUGGCGAAAUUCUUGACCACUAUUGCCAUCAAGUGAUCAUGUAAAUAUUGCAUGUGGACAUCUCCACCCGUCUUCAUCCGUGUGUAAAUAGCUUUAUUCCUUUGCCAAAAAAAAAUUCUUGUUUAACCAACACCUUGAGAGGAUGGUCUCCUGACUGGGUAUAGUGCCAUAGUUUGCUGAUGUAUUGUGUGACAUUCCCCAUAGGACAAUAAAUAUGGUUUGUAAGAAUUUCAUGUUUGAUUAUCCUUAUGGAUAUUUCGGGUGUGAUUACAAUGUGUUUUGAUAUGCCUUU
Penaeus monodon (black tiger shrimp) is the source of this 1703-nucleotide messenger RNA. Its product is annotated as carbonic anhydrase-related protein 10-like. NCBI's taxonomy places the organism in Eukaryota, Metazoa, Arthropoda, Malacostraca, Decapoda, Penaeidae. Gene Ontology annotation, molecular function: carbonate dehydratase activity; zinc ion binding. The record is from RefSeq and is a predicted model, not a curated record.